AUGCAGGACAUCCAGAAAGCCAGAGAGGACUGUCCCCCACCCCCGCCCGGCCACCAAAUCCCUCUCCCCGCCCCCUCGCCCAGUCUCCGCGCUCUGGCACACUCCCUGCCAUCUCCACCGCCCCCAGGAGCAGCCUCAGCCGCCGCGCGCUCUUCCCCCGCGCCCCCGCCCGCCGAUCGCUCGCUCGCACGCACGCCCGGUCCUUCGCUCGCUCUCCAUCCCUCGCCGGCGCUCCCUCGCUCCCCCCUCCCCGUGAUUGACAGGCAAGAUGUCGGUGUGGAGCGAGGCAGGAGCGAAUGCAGCAGCCGUCACCCCCGGAGCCCGGCGGCGGCAGCAGCAGCAGCGCGAGGACGAGACAGCAGCCAGCCGCAGUCGCCGCCGCAGCCGCGGGAGCAAUGCAGACAGCAUCUUGAGAACGCGCUAAAGCACCCCAAACGGUGGACAAUGCCGUGUCACUGCAACUGGGAGGGGGGCAAACCAGAUUUUUUUUGACAUAAAAGCCAG
Molecule: messenger RNA, 504 nt
Organism: Dama dama (fallow deer)
Lineage: Eukaryota; Metazoa; Chordata; Mammalia; Artiodactyla; Cervidae
Exons: 4
Coding region: 1-492 (163 amino acids)
Source: RefSeq, a predicted model, not a curated record